Molecule: messenger RNA, 948 nt
Organism: Mauremys mutica (yellowpond turtle)
Lineage: Eukaryota; Metazoa; Chordata; Testudines; Geoemydidae
Product: putative olfactory receptor 52P1
Exons: 1
Coding region: 1-948 (315 amino acids)
Biological process (GO): G protein-coupled receptor signaling pathway
Cellular component (GO): membrane
Molecular function (GO): G protein-coupled receptor activity; olfactory receptor activity
Source: RefSeq, a predicted model, not a curated record
AUGGAAGUUUUCAACCUCACCUCCUCUGACCCUUCAACAUUCAUCCUAAUGGGCAUCCCUGGCCUGGAACCUGCCCAUGUCUGGAUUUCCAUCCCUUUCACUAUGUUCUACAUUAUCAGCCUGUUGGGAAAUUUCAUGCUUCUCUUUGUUGUAGGCAAAGAGCAGACCCUGCACAAGCCAAUGUACCUGUUGCUCUGCAUGCUGGCACUUGUAGAAAUCGGAACGUCUACCUCCAUUGUGCCAAAGGCACUGUGUAUAUUUUGGUUCAAUUUUAAAGGCAUUACAGUGAGUGGCUGCCUCACCCAGAUGUUCUUCCUUCAUGCGGGAACUAUGAUGCACUCAGCCAUCCUCGUGACAAUGGCCUUUGAUCGCUACGUUGCCAUAUGUAACCCUCUCAGAUACGCCACCAUCCUCACCAAUGCACGAAUAGCUAAUCUAGGGCUAGUGGGUUUGAUAAGAUCUGUUCUCUUCAUUCUGCCCAUGCCCCUGCUCCUGAGCAGGCAGCCAUUCUGUGCCACCCGCAUUAUCCCUCACACUUACUGUAACCAUAUGGCUGUGGCAAAGAUGUCGUGUGGAGACAUCACAGUCAACAGGAUAUACGGCUUGGUGGCAGCAUUUGUAGUUAUGGGGUUAGACCUGAUGCUCAUUGCCCUGUCUUACAGUCUGAUCCUCAGAUCUGUCCUCAGAAUCUCCUCCAAGAAAGCCUACCAGAAAGCCCUCAACACCUGCACAGCCCACCUCAUUGUGAUGCUGAUUUCUUAUCCUACAGGCCUCUUGUCCACUCUGACAUACUGGCUUGGUGAAGGCAUCGCCCCCCACGUCCACAUCAUGUUGGCCAACCUCUAUCUCCUCAUCCCCCCCAUGCUCAACCCUAUCGUUUAUGGGGUCAAAAACAAAGAGCUUCGUGACAAAGUGGGCAAAUACACCUUCAAAAUGUGCUCACAUUGA